Molecule: messenger RNA, 2502 nt
Organism: Phialemonium atrogriseum
Lineage: Eukaryota; Fungi; Ascomycota; Sordariomycetes; Cephalothecales; Cephalothecaceae
Product: cellobiose dehydrogenase
Exons: 9
Coding region: 1-2502 (833 amino acids)
Biological process (GO): carbohydrate metabolic process
Cellular component (GO): extracellular region
Molecular function (GO): flavin adenine dinucleotide binding; oxidoreductase activity, acting on CH-OH group of donors; cellulose binding
Source: RefSeq, a predicted model, not a curated record
AUGAAGUCUUUCGCCCGGGUCUUCACCGCGCUGGCGGCCGUUGCGCCGUACUUGCCGUCAUCUCUGGCGCAGAGUGGAACACCGGUGCAAUACACGGACUCGGCCAGCGGUAUCACCUUCGAUACAUGGCCGGUCCCGCAGACUUCUACCGUAGGAGGGAUGACUUUUGGUGUCGCUCUCCCAUCCAAUGCCCUGACAGUCGACGCCACCGAGUUCAUCGGAUACCUGCAAUGCUCCUCCAAGGAUGCGACCAACACCGGCUGGUGUGGUGUUUCGUUGGGAGGCCCAAUGACCAACUCCCUUCUCCUGAUGGCCUGGCCCCACGGCAAUGACAUCCUCACCUCCUUCCGCUAUUCUCCGGGCUACGACAUGCCGGAGCUCUACACCGGCAAUGCCGUGCUGACCCAGAUCUCGUCCACCAUCAACGCGACCCACUACUCGUUGAUCUUCAGAUGCCAGAACUGCCUGAAGUGGACCCAGGGCGCCCAGAGCGGAGCCGCCUCCACGAGCUCGGGAAUGCUGAUCCUCGGAUGGUCCCAGGCCUUCCCUCCACCGCGCAACCCCGAGUGCCCGAACGGCAUCGACCUCGACCAACACGAUAACGGACAGGGUAUCUUCGGGGCCCAGCUCAACAAGGCGCCCAACCCGUCGUACACGGCAUGGGCGGCCAAGGCCACCAAGACGGUCACGGGAACUUGCGGCACAUCCGCGCCGACCACGACCUCUUCGGUCCCCGUCCCGACAGGAAAGGCCUACGACUACGUCGUGAUUGGCGGUGGUGCCGGUGGUAUCACCGUCGCCGAUAAGCUCAGCGAGUCUGGCAAGAGCGUGCUGCUGAUCGAGAAGGGUCCUCCAUCGUCUGGCCGCUGGGGCGGUACCAUGAAGCCCGACUGGCUCCAGGGCACCAACCUGACCCGGUUUGACGUCCCCGGCCUGUGCAACCAGAUCUGGGUCGACUCUGGCGGGAUUGCCUGCGGUGACACGGAUCAGAUGGAGGGCUGUGUUCUCGGUGGAGGCACGGCUGUGAAUGCCGGUCUCUGGUGGAAGCCGUACACUCUUGACUGGGACUACGACUUCCCUGACGGCUGGAAGGCAAAGGACAUGGCCGCGGCGACUUCCCGAGUCUUCUCGCGCAUCCCGGGAACUGACACCCCAUCCAUGGACGGCAAGCGUUACCUGCAGGAAGGAUUCAACGUCCUCACCAGCGGGUUCUCGGCUGCGGGGUGGAAAUCCGUGGUAGCAAACAGCUCGCCAAACGAAAAGAACCGCACAUACGCCCACACGCCCUACAUGUUCUCGGGCGGAGAGCGGGGCGGGCCAAUGGCGACCUACCUGGUCUCGGCCAGUGCCCGGUCCAACUUCAAGCUCUGGACGAACACGGCUGUGAAGCGGGUUAUUCGCCAGGGGGGCCACAUCACUGGCGUUGAGGUCGAGGCUUUCAAGAACGGCGGCUAUGCUGGUAUCGUCAACCUCACUCCCGUCACUGGUCGGGUUAUUCUCUCGGCUGGUACCUUCGGGAGCGCGAAGAUCCUGCUGAGAAGCGGUAUUGGUCCCGCAGACCAGCUCCAGAUUGUGAAACAGUCUGCGGAUGGCCCGACAAUGAUCAACAACCAGUCGUGGAUCCCGCUGCCGGUCGGCUAUAACCUCAUGGACCAUCUCAACACCGACACUGUCGUAACACACCCUGAUGUUGUGUUCUAUGACUUCUAUCAAGCAUGGACGAAUCCCAUUGUGGCGGAUAAGAAUGCUUAUAUGAGGAAGUCAACCCACGGCCGAAAGGGCAUCUUGGCUCAAGCCGCUCCCAACAUUGGGCCCAUGUUUUGGGAGGAAAUCAAGGGGAAGGAUGGGAUUGUCCGGCAGUUGCAAUGGACCGCCCGAGUCGAGGGCAGCCACGACAUCGAGAACGGAAUUGCCAUGACCAUGAGCCAAUACCUUGGCCGUGGCGCAACAUCCCGGGGACGCAUGACCAUCACGGCAGGCCUUUCCACAAUCGUCUCCGACCUCCCGUAUCUCAAGGAUGACAACGACAAGCAGGCCGUGGUCCAGGGCAUCGUCAACCUCCAGAAGGCCUUGUCGAGCAUCAAGGGCCUGACCUGGAAGUACCCAGACGCCAAAACAACCCCUCAGAAGUUUGUUGACGACAUGACGGUGGGCUACUCCAAUCGCCGCGCCAACCACUGGAUGGGCACGAACAAGCUCGGUCCCGACGACGGACGCAACAACGGCGGCACCUCGGUGGUGGACCUCAACACGAGGGUCUACGGCACGGACAACCUGUUCGUCGUCGACGCCUCCGUGUUCCCGGGCAUGCCGACGACGAACCCGUCGGCCUAUAUCGUCAUCCUGGCCGAGCGGGCGAGCGAGCGCAUCCUCGCCCUACCGCCCAACACCAAUGCCCGCCGCUACGACCAGUGCGCCGGCCGCAUAUUCAACGGCCCCUUUACCUGCGAGCCGCCGUACACGUGCCAGUACCAGAAUGAGUACUACUCGCAGUGCCUGUGA